Erigeron canadensis is the source of this 770-nucleotide messenger RNA. Its product is annotated as acyl-coenzyme A thioesterase 13-like. The coding region runs from base 63 to 524 and encodes 153 amino acids. NCBI's taxonomy places the organism in Eukaryota, Viridiplantae, Streptophyta, Magnoliopsida, Asterales, Asteraceae. The transcript has 4 exons. The record is from RefSeq and is a predicted model, not a curated record. Gene Ontology annotation, molecular function: fatty acyl-CoA hydrolase activity.
GGAAUGUUGGCUCAGAUUCUUUAUUUUUAAAAGGCGAGAAAUACUAGAGAGUAAAAUCAAUAAUGGAUCCAAAAGGAUACCUCCGAGUCACCCACCAAGAUUCUAACCGAGUCACUCAACUCAUCAUCCCACCACAACCACCUCAAGCCUUACACAGCUUCUAUGAAGAUUGCACUCUCAAAGGCAUUCGAGUUGACCGAUUCCAACCCGGUUUCAUUUCUUGCUCUUUCACUGUCCCCUCUCGCCUUACUGAUAGGAAUGGAGACAUGGCGGUGGGUGCAAUUGCAAAUUUAGUAGACGAGAUUGGUGCAAGUGUGAUAUAUGAAAAAGAUGCACCUAUGCCUGUUUCUGUUGAUAUGUCUAUAUCUUACCUUUCAAAUGCCAAACUUAAUGUUAGUUGUUUUUCUUUGCCUCUGCUCAUCAAACAUGUAGUAACUAUAAAUUUAUGUCGGUCUCAUAACCUGAAGAGGCUCAAAGAUCUUGAAAAAAAGAGCGAGAAGCAGCUGUCGAUUAGCAUAAGUUGAACAGACUAGCAGGAAAAACCAGUUGACCUGCAGGUCUGCUACGGAUGAUACUUCUUUUGAAUGCAACUCCUAUCUACGGAACUCUUGUUGCGAGGAACACAGUAAUCACCGAGAUGAUUACUUGAGAAAGACACAUUCAUUGUUUAGUUGAAUGAAAAGGAAAAAUCUGAAACCAAGUUUAUGGUAUAUUGUUGCCAAAUAUACGGCAUACGAGCAUACUUGAAGCAAAAAAUUGUUGAGUUUUAA